Messenger RNA from Daldinia decipiens, 1360 nucleotides. RefSeq names its product enoyl-CoA hydratase/carnithine racemase. The transcript has 2 exons. Gene Ontology annotation, biological process: fatty acid beta-oxidation. The coding region runs from base 275 to 1141 and encodes 288 amino acids. NCBI's taxonomy places the organism in Eukaryota, Fungi, Ascomycota, Sordariomycetes, Xylariales, Hypoxylaceae. Gene Ontology annotation, cellular component: mitochondrion. The record is from RefSeq and is a predicted model, not a curated record. Gene Ontology annotation, molecular function: enoyl-CoA hydratase activity.
AAUGCCGAGGCAAUUCAAGUCAAUAUAGAUAAUCUUAUUUGCAUCUCAUUUAAUAUAGGUACUUUGUUCAACAUACAUUAUCUCAUACCUUUUGUCGGGAGCAUUACACGGCCUUAAGAUAAUCUAACGAUAAUCUAACUUACCGCUUUACCUCUUAUUAUUUCCUGCAUCAUCCCGUCUACGGAUAUAUCUAACCUAAAUAAAUAUCCGCUUCGUCUCUUGCGUAUGAAACAUAUUUUGCCAACUUCCCAGCCCUCCUUUUCAAACACCCACCAUGGCUCCCCAAUCAUUCACAACGCCACCACCCAACGUCAAAGACACCUUAAUAUCCUUUCCGGGCCCACACAUCCUGCUCGUAACGCUUAACCGCCCACAACAACUCAACGCGAUUCCGCGCCCGCAGCACUUCGCCCUCGAGCGCCUAUGGGACUGGUACGAUGCCGAGCCCUCACUACGCUGCGCCGUUAUUACCGGCUCCGGCAGGGCCUUCUGCGCGGGCGCAGACUUGAAGGAAUGGGAUUCUAUCAAUUCUUCGUCCGAGGAUACGGCGGUGUCGGCAGAGGAGCACAGUCUGAAGAACAAGCGCUUCCCGCUCGGUGGGUUUGGCGGCAUGAGUAACCGCGGCGGACUCAAGCCUAUCAUCGGCGCUAUUAAUGGCAUCUGCUUCGGCGGCGGCAUGGAGAUGGCGAUUAACUGCGACUUGAUCAUCGCGGCGGCGUCGGCGAGUUUCAGUCUUCCGGAGGUUACCAUCGGGGUCAUCGCCCUGGCAGGCGCGCUGCCGCGACUUGCGCGCAGCGUAGGCAAGCAGCGGGCUUCGGAGAUGGCGCUCAGCGGGAAGAAGUACGGCGCGAGGGAGAUGCUGGCAUGGGGCCUGGUGAAUGAAGUCGUGGAGGGCGAUGGCAAAGCCGUGCUGGCGAAGGCGCUAGAAUGGGCGCGGCGUAUCGCGGGGAAUAGUCCCGAUGCGGUUAUCGUGUCGCGCGAGGGGUUGAAGUUAGGCUGGGAGGGGUUUGGGCCGGAGCAAGCGACGGAUAUCCUGGUUAAGGGCUGGUAUGGACGUAUAGAGAAGGGGGAUAAUGCGGUUGAGGGCGUGAAGAGCUUCGUCGAGAGGCGGAGGCCGGCGUGGAAGAAUAGUAAGCUGUGAGUGUAAUUGUCGGGUUGCUUUUGUAAGAAUUAGGUAGGAUCUUGGGAUGUUUUGUGUAGCGAUCGUCAGUAUUCCAGAUUUUAAUUUGAAGCCAGGACAGGAUAAUUAUAUUACGUACGAGAGAGUACGGGCUGUCAUGUAAUGGUGCCGUAUUUUUAAGUGUAAAUAAUAUCGUGUCGAUUUAAGUUCUAGGUUCGAUCUAUAAUACGUACAGUAGAC